Penicillium canescens is the source of this 1614-nucleotide messenger RNA. RefSeq lists its product as uncharacterized. Bases 1 to 1614 code for a protein of 537 amino acids. The record is from RefSeq and is a predicted model, not a curated record. NCBI's taxonomy places the organism in Eukaryota, Fungi, Ascomycota, Eurotiomycetes, Eurotiales, Aspergillaceae. The transcript has a single exon.
AUGGCCUUCCCAAGCGAAUGCGAUGUCUUAAUUGUGGGUAGCGGCAAUGCGGGGUUCUCUGCGGCUGUUUCCGCAGUUCAAUCCGGGGCGCAGUCGGUCAUUCUGAUUGAUAAAUGCCCAGAGGAAUGGGCCGGGGGCAACACAUACUUCACGGCUGGUGCAUAUCGUACUGUCCACGGAGGACUUUUGGAUCUUCUCCCUGUGGUAAACAAUGUCGACCAAGAUUUGGCAAGCCGAAUCGACCUCGGUCCUUACUCGAAUGAUGACUUUGCCAAUGACAUGCAUCGCGUAUGUAUGGGCCGUUCUGAUCCCCUCCUUGCGCAUACUCUUAUCUCCGACUCGAAUUCCACGAUUAAAUGGCUUGCCAAGAACGGGAUCCGAUUUCAACUUUCCUUCAAUCGCCAAGCGUACAAGUUGAAGGAUCGAUACCAUUUCUGGGGUGGGCUGUCAUUGAAGACACAAGAUGGUGGCAAGGGGCUCGUCGAAGAUUACAAAGCGGCUGCUCUUCGCCAUGGUGUCACCCUAUGUUGGUCGACGGCUCUGACUGGUGUUGAUCUUCAAAAAUCCUCUCCAAUUCCAAGCGUAUCGGCAGAGGCUAGACAGGUCAAAGCCUCUGUGCUCCACGAAGGAGUUGAGGGAACAAUCCAGGCUUACGCCCUCAUUUUCGCGGCUGGAGGUUUUGAAGCCAACCCCCGCAUGCGAUGCCAGUACUUGGGGCCAGGCUGGGAUAUGGCUAUGGUCCGAGGUACGCCAUACAACACAGGAGAUUGCCUGGAACUUGCAAUCCGGGAGCUGGAUGCUAAGCCAGCCGGUAACUGGUCUGGCUGUCAUUCAGUCGCUUGGGAUGCUAAUGCGGAUGCCAAUGCCGGAGAUCGGGAAGCCUCGAACGAAUACACCAAGUCCGGAUACCCCCUAGGUCUGAUGCUCAAUGCCCACGGAAAGCGAUUUGUUGACGAGGGCGUCGAUUUCCGAAACUAUACCUACGCUCGUUUUGGAAAGGCUAUCUUGGCCCAACCCGAUCACGUCGUUUUCCAGGUUUGGGAUGCGCAAACUAGUCCUUGGCUCCGUGAGGAAGAAUAUCGUGAUGAGCGAGUUGAACGUAUCACGGCCAACACCUUAGAGGAAUUAGCCGACAGGUGCGCCCAACGCGGCUUGCAAAACCCUGACCAGUUUGUGGCGACCUUCAAGGAGUAUAAUGAAGCCGUCUAUGCUCACCGUCGAGAGAACCCAGCUGCGAAGUGGAAUCCGGCAAUCCGGGAUGGAGUUUCAACUCAAUCGAAUGCUAAACAGCUGGAGCUACCUAAGUCAAACUGGGCAUUAGCGAUUGACAAGGCGCCCUUUCUGGCUGUGAAGGUAUCCUGUGGCAUUACAUUCACGUUUGGAGGAUUGGCCGUCGAUCCGAAGGAUGCCCGCCUCAUUCAAUCCACUACAGGAAAGCCGCUUCCAAAUGUGUUCUGCGUGGGGGAGAUGAUGGGUGGUCUUUUCUACAAUAAUUACGCCGGAGGUAGUGGCCUAACCUCUGGUGCGGUCUUUGGACGACGUGCCGGCGAUGCUGCCGCAAAGGUGGCCCUUGCUGCUAGGGAAUCUGAAGGCGCAUCUGAUAAGAGUACAUGA